ACGUGCUCUCAGUGUCAAACACGAGACUGUUUGAGACAGACGUGUGUUAAUAGUAUUUAUAUAAAUGAACCAAUGGAUUUCACGGGAAAAGUCGUUAUAGUGACAGGGGCUAGCUCCGGUAUCGGGGCAGUUACCGCAAAAAUGUUCGCCGCUCAUGGAGCUACUCUCACAUUAGUGGGUAGAGAUGAAACAAGACUCCAAGCCGUGGCUAAAGCUUGCGAAGAAGCCAAAGGAAUCAAAACGCUACCAGUACAAUUAGACUUAACUGCAGUCAACAGUUGUAUUGCAGUCGCUCAGAAAACUGUGAAAGUCUUCGGCCGAAUAGACAUACUCAUCAACUGUGCUGGAAAGAUUGGAUUAACCUCGCUAUUCGACGCAAACAUGGUGACUUUCGACGACCUGUUCGCGAUCAAUCUCCGCGUACCAUACGAGUUGACUCAAAAGUGUUUACCUUAUUUAGUGAAAACUAAAGGACAUAUAGUGAAUGUGUUCUCAGCUCCUAUCCGGGCACGGCCAGGUUUUGUGACAGGCAGCAUGAUCGCCGAAGCGUUAGAAAGAUUUACAAAGGUCAGCGCAGUAGAAUUAGCACCGGAGGGAGUUAAAAUGAAUGCAGUAAGACCCGGUUUGACUAGAACUAACAUAUUGAAAAACAUAAAUAUAGAUGACGAUGAAGCAAACGAUAUGUACGAAGCUUUAGCCGGGAUGGUGCCAAGCAGACAAAUUAUAGAGCCAGAUGAAGUGGCUAAAAUGGUUUUGCUAGCAGCUAGUGAUAUGUUCCCUAAUUUAAAUGCAGCUAAUCUUGUGAUAGAUGGAGGUGCAUCUGUGGCGUAAAAUAAGAUUAAAUUUGUGGUAUUUUUUUUCAAAACUUUAUUUACAUACAAGAUCAAUGGUACUACGUAAACGAAAUUAAUAACUACCUUAAAUCUAAAAUAGGUCCUUGAGGCAUUGUAUCAAGGAUGCUGGCGGCAUUUCCUCGCUGUAUCGCAAUGCUGAUACGUUGUGCGAAGAAGCCGCCAGCUUUUCGGUCACCAGUUACAUCAACCAGACGCUUCGCGAUUUCUGCAAACAACUUGUGCGCGCUGGGACCCCAUGGAUUUGUGGUAUUAUAUGUUGCUGUGCUUUUGUUUUGAACACAUUUACACAUUUUAUAUACAGAAUAUUUGUCUGUUUUUAUUUAGGCACUUUAGAAAAAAACUUUUUAAGUCUCGAAGAUGGUGUUUAUGUUUUUUGGCAGGGACUACAUGAAUAUAACUUUUUAAUAUUUUCAAUAACUAACGGAAAAGUUCGCAUUAAAUAAUCUCACGUAUUUUGAUAAAAUUAUACACAUAAUAAACCACACGGUUUGGUAAAUCCACGAUUGUAAAGUAAAUAUCAAACAAGUAACUAAAGUGUUAUCAAAGACAAGAUAAAUUAUCUUCAUUGUAAUAAAUAUACUGCAGUUUUAGCCUUUAAUAGUCGUUAGUGAACGCGCUAGUAGAAAAAAUGUUUUAUUGUUUUUUUUUAAAUCCACGAUUGUAGAUAUCAAGCAAAUUACUGAAAUGUUAUCAAAGACAAGAUAAGUUAUCUUCAAAUGUAAUAACGAUACUGCAGUUUUUAGCCUUUAUCUGAUAGUCGUUAGGGAACGCGCUAGUAGAAAAAAUGUUUUUUUAUUUUUUUUAUAUAAAAUGAACAAUUAUGUUAAAAUACUAGAUUGUUAUUCAUUGUGAUUGGCUCAGGAAUAAUAUAAGUGACCACAGCAACUUUUUUCAUAAUUAUUCAUUGACAAUAAACUGUCCUGGUAGUUAGAAAAAAAAGAGAUAUUAGUUGGCAGGAAAAAAUAUGAAAACUACAAAAAGAAGCCAUCGGCAUAGUUUUGUGAAAACAGCUGCAAAGUAAUCAAAGUAAUAAAAAUAUGGCUGCUCUGAAACCGUAACAUAUAGGUAUACAGACUUUGAAAAAAUAAAACAGAAAAGGAAUCACUUGGAAGUGUGAUUGGUACCUAAUUUCAUCUCAAGUAUUUUGUUUAUUACAGAUAAUCAAGUGUUUUAAUUUGUAUUUACAAACGCGGUGUCGGUGUUACUGUACUGAGACUGAUUAAGAGUAUAUAGUAAACACUAAACGGAUAUCCGAUACAGGUGGCUGGAUUCCAAACGUUUCUGUUAAAAUAAUAAAUUAUUCUUAUUCUUAGUUAGGCAAAAUACAAAUUAUAUCCGUUUUUUUUCUAUACGAAGUUUUGAUUUUAUUCGCAUAUAUUUCCGAAUCGAAUUCAACAAGUUUUUAUUUUUAUUAUGUUUUCCGUCUUUUUUUUUAAUGAUAUACGAGGCAAACGAGCAGACGGAUCACCUGAUGGUAAGCGAUCACCGCCGCCCAUGGACACCCGCAACACCAGAGGGGUUGUGAGUGCGUUGCCGGCCUUUAAGAUGGGAGUACGCUCUUUUCUUGAAGGUUUAAAGGUCGUAUCGGUCAGGAAAUACCGCAGGCGACAGUUCAUUCCACAUUGUUUAAGUGUUGUAUUGUUUUAUGGAAACAACCGCGCACGGAAAUCUUAUCUGGCUUAACUGUUUGGUUGUUAUGUGCGGUUGAACAGGAUUUUUCUAAUAAAUGUUUGCGUGCGAA
Molecule: messenger RNA, 2595 nt
Organism: Cydia strobilella
Lineage: Eukaryota; Metazoa; Arthropoda; Insecta; Lepidoptera; Tortricidae
Product: oxidoreductase UcpA-like
Exons: 1
Coding region: 73-831 (252 amino acids)
Source: RefSeq, a predicted model, not a curated record